AUGUCAUUGAGAUUGUAUUCAUCUUAAUACUUCUAUUACAUUAUCUCAUCUUAUUGCUAUAGAGAAGUUUCAAAGAGAAAUUACGAACUUGAACAAGUUAAGUUCUAGCUUUAAGGAAAGAAGGUUAGAGAGCAUCCCUUACUUGGCGGAGGAGAAGAUGCUGGCUCAGCACCUGCAGGAGCAUUUGGAUAGCAAAACAAGAAUGUGCUUUAUUUGGAUUAAAACAAGAAUGUAGAAGAGGAAGAUGUUGAUGGAGAUGACGAAGAUUCUCCUAAGAAGACCAAGAAGGAAGAUAAGAACGAUCCAUAUGCUGAGUAUAUGACUUUAGACUCAAGACCUACAGGAGAAUUUGAGUCUUGGGAAGCAAAGAAAGUAAAGAUCUUGGCUGUGUUCAGACCUCAAACAGAGAACUAAGAAGUUAUGAUUGGUGACAACAGAGAUAGAGACAUUGAUAGACCCAUCAGAUUGGGAAAAGGUAAAUCUAGAAUGGAUCAACUUGAAAAGAGAAGCACAACUACAUCAAGAUCUAAUCAAGGAACUCUUAUUAGUGCAAGAGAUUUCACUUAGCAGUUGGAGAAGCUUAACAGAGAGAUGAAGAGAUUUUGGGAGAAGGAGGAUAAAGUUGCUUGCAUGAGAAUAGCCAUUUAAUGCGCAAAGCUUUUGAAUGAUGUUGAAACUCCACUCUUUUAUCCCCAAAAGUUUAUUUUGCUUACAGAUAUUCUUGACAAUUUUGGUUCACUUGUAUUUGGUAGAAUGAAAAAAUUGACUAAAGAACACUCCGGUGGAAAAAUCGUAAUUACUGAUGCCAAUGAGGAUCAAAUUGAUUAUACUAAGAUUCCAGAUAAGGUAAGAGAGAUCUGCAUGAACUGGUUUCUGAAAUCGGCUUGCAUUAGAGAAGUAUUACCUAGAAUUUAUCUUGAACUGGCUCUCGUCUCCUGCCACAGAUUCAUUCAAAGGAGAGUUUAGUAAGGAGAUCUUAUCAGACUUUCCAAGAUGAUUAGAGGUAUUGCUGAGCCACUUUGUGCCACUUAUACUUGUGCAUAUCUAGCAAGAGUAGGCCACUCUAUAGAUCCAAACUAAAAAGAAUACUUGAUGAAUAUGGUAGAGUUUGCGUACAAGCAUUACAACUAUGCCAUCAAGAACGGGCACUCAAAACUUUCUCAAGAGCAGUAUUUCAGUUUGUUCGAGCCAACUAUUGACUGGCUCUUCCAAUGUGUUGGUCAUAAUGCCAAUAAACAAACCUUCAUUAAAGUUUAUGAUAUGUACGAGAACAAUCCAAAGAAAGCAAUUUAUCUCAAAUCUAUCAUUAGAUACUUCCCAAGUGAGUUAAUUGCUUCCGCUACAACAACUGUGAUUGGAGCUAUUAAAGAUCAUUUCAUAUCGGAGGAUGAUAGACUAAGUUUGAUCAAGGAAAUGGGUCUGACCCUACUAAGAAGCCCACCUAAGAAAAAUUAAUCAAAGCUAGAUUUCAUUAACUUUGGUUGGGAUUAAUUUGCAAUUAAGAAUCUGAACUAGAAUUCAGUCAACUUAUUCAUCAAAGAAAUCUUUAGAAAGUUCUAAGACUUCGCUCUCUCAACCACUUCUGAUGAUGAUCUUUUCAAGAAGCUUGAAUUCUUACUUGUAAAAGUGAUGAUGACUGCUUAAGACUUUUCUGAAUUGAUUGGUUUUGAGAAUCUUUUGGGUCUGCUCAACUAUUUCCCUAUCAGUGUUAAAAACAAGCUUUGUGAAAUGAUGCUUAAAUUCUUUGUCGAUCAUCAUCCUAAACUCUAAGAUGGGUUCCUUAUUCAUUCAAUCUUUUAGAUAGCAAAAACUCUUCAUGAUAAAAUCGAUUCUAUGAGUUCUGACGAAGAAAUUAAGAGAAUUUCUAAGACACUGUGCAAGAUUAUCAGAAAGAUAGACUUUGGCAAGGAUUUUGACAAGACUUUAAUUGUGUACACAACAGCAAGAGGCUUGUUUAUCAAUUUAGAUGAAGUAACUGAGACUCUUAUCACAUAGGUCGUAAGUCUUGCAGCAAAAGCCCACUUCUAUGUUAAAGGAAAACAUUCUCAAAAAACUAUAUCAUUUGUUAAAGCCUGCAUUGCUUAUUCCCAUAUUACAAUUCCUACUUUAGAAAGCAUGGAUAAGUAGGUUUAGUAUUUCAUGCUUACAGCUUAAGUGGGUUUAAUGAAUGGUCUUCUAGGUGAAACUGACUCUCUCUUAAAGGGAGUCUUAUCAACUAUAGAUGAAAAUUUCGACUAAAAGAAGGUAAAUCAAAUCGCUGACACUAUAUUAAAUAUUCUUGGAUUCCUCGUAAUAGUACCUAGUAAUCCUGAGACUUCCUUUUUCUAAUUGGUUGAGGGAAUAUUGAGUCUCUUAAAGAAUCAUGAAUGGGGCUCAACUCAGCAUAUUUUAAAGACAAAAAUCCAUAUAGAAAUUGAAGUUAUAGUAUCCUAUAGUGUGAUUGGUAAUGAGGAGUUUAAAAGAGAAGCUACCUAACUCAUGGACUAUUGCUUUGAUCAAAUUCUAGAGAGUAUUGAAAAGCUUAAUGAUGUGAAACAAUCAUACUAUCCUGAGUUAUUCUAAAUCUGUAUUCUUGCAGCAAACACCUUAGUUUAAAACUGUGCGAUUUCUAAAAAGAUUGAUUCUUUUGUUAACAAAAUGUUUAAGAUGGCUGAUGGCUAUUUGACUGAGAACAACAAAGUCUCUGGUGAGAAAAUAAACAGAAAUGUGAUAAACCUCACUUUCGAAAACUUUAGGAAGAAGAAGGAGGUGUUUGCAGCAUAAUAGCAAAAUCAAACUAGUGGAGCAAGUGCUCAAUAGUAGAUGUAGCAACAGCCACCAAGACAAUCGGUUAGUUAGCAAUAGCAACAGCCAUAGAUGUAACAAAUGAAUCCAGCCUAGCAAUUGGCUCAAGCUAUGAAACAGAGAUAGAUGAUGUCAAGUUGA
Stylonychia lemnae is the source of this 2925-nucleotide messenger RNA. The record is from the annotation of a GenBank genome assembly. NCBI's taxonomy places the organism in Eukaryota, Ciliophora, Spirotrichea, Sporadotrichida, Oxytrichidae.